Pocillopora verrucosa is the source of this 776-nucleotide messenger RNA. Lineage: Eukaryota; Metazoa; Cnidaria; Anthozoa; Scleractinia; Pocilloporidae. The record is from RefSeq and is a predicted model, not a curated record.
CCAUGAAGUGCACAUGCAUCUGUUCUAGUGCAUAGAUAGUUCAAGGACGAGCCAGCAAUAGGAACAAGAUGAAAUCUGUGUUACUGCCUCUCAUAAUUACAUGCUUUGCUUCAGACUCGCUGUGCUUCCGUUGUUAUCAGUGUUUUUCUCAUUUGUCAUGGGAGGACUGCAACAAACACGCCAUAGAGACCGAUGAGUGCAAACCUCCAAAAGUUUGUUACAUGGCUCACCGAAUAUUUCAACGGAAGGGGCAACAACGGCAUAACUUUAUCAAGGCUUGUUAUAGCCCUAGAUGGUGUCCACAAGAAAGGUGUAGACAGACCACGCAGACUUCUGUGGACGGUUCGUGGUGCGAGACAAAGUGCUGUAAAGAAAAAGAUCUCUGUAACACUGGAAUGACUCCCUCGUGGGAAAAGGCAUAUGUAGGGAAGGAGUCUGCCGUCAAUCAAAAUGUACCACAUAAAGUUUGUUUUCUUAUCACUGUAUUGUUAGCAAUGUUAACAGCGUGAUUAGGAUUUUUCAGCCUUUUUCAGCUUGAUAUGCAAUAAUGAGCGUAGUUGGACAAUAGCAUAAGUCAGUUUAAGUUAAACACUUUUAGACCUGAACGGCUCAUCAACGAAAAAGAAACUUAAAAAUAGAAACAAAAGGUAUGAUAAUGGCGCUUGCUUUUAAAAAACGUAGUUUUAUUUGAGGUAUGCUUUAGUUUUAAUUCUUAAUAGUUUUAGGGUUUCAACAUGGGAAAUCAAUAUCUAAUUCAAUAAAGCUAGUAAUUUACC